Messenger RNA from Strongyloides ratti, 651 nucleotides. RefSeq names its product Phosphatidylethanolamine-binding protein 1. The coding region runs from base 1 to 651 and encodes 216 amino acids. Lineage: Eukaryota; Metazoa; Nematoda; Chromadorea; Rhabditida; Strongyloididae. The record is from RefSeq and is a predicted model, not a curated record. The transcript has 3 exons.
AUGUUAUCUGUUGUAUCAUUAUUAUUUCGUUCAUCAGCCAUUUCAAGAAGUAGUAUUCUUGUAAAGCCUAUCCAACAUCGAUCAAUUUCAAGCAAAAUGUCAUUAGAAGCUUUUAAAACAAAUGAAAUUGUACCCGAUGUUAUUAGUAAUGCACCAAAGAAGAUAAUUAAUGUGUCUUUUAAUAGUGGAGUUUCUGUUAACAUGGGUAAUAAGCUUAAACCAAGACAGGUCAAAGAUCAACCUACUAUUGAUUAUGAGGCGGAAUCAGGAGCUUUGUACACUUUGGCUAUGACUGAUCCCGAUGCUCCAAGUCGUCAAAAUCCAACAUUUCGUGAAUGGGAACAUUGGUUAGUUGUUAAUAUUCCUGGAAAAGAUAUUUCCAAAGGUGAUGUUCUUGCUGAAUACAUAGGAAGUGGUCCACCAUCAGGAACAGGUUUUCAUCGUUAUGUUUACCUUCUUUACAAACAACAAGGAAAAAUAACUGAUUCUGAACAUGGACAUUUACCAAAUAAUUCCGGUGAUAAACGUGGUGGUUUUAAAAUUGAGAAGUUUGCACGCAAACACAAUCUUGAGGGUCCAAUUGCUGGAAACUUUUACGAAGCUGAAUGGGAUGAUUAUGUUCCAGAAUUAUAUAAACAAUUAGGUGGUUAA